Molecule: messenger RNA, 15512 nt
Organism: Oryctolagus cuniculus (rabbit)
Lineage: Eukaryota; Metazoa; Chordata; Mammalia; Lagomorpha; Leporidae
Source: RefSeq, a predicted model, not a curated record
GGCCAGAACUCUGUGUUUCUAAAGCAGAAUUAAUGAUUCCUUUAUUUUGAAGCAGGUGAAACUCCAUUCAAGGCAUAAUCCUAGUGAGCCAGACACUGUGUGUUGUAGAGUGUGCUAUCCUACUGCUGUUUUCACGUUCCUAGCCACCUCUGCUUUAUGAAUCCGGAUUCCAGAGCACAUUGGCUUUCCAGAGCCAGUUCUCUGAUUAUCGCUCUUUGCUUUUUAAAAAGAUUUUCUUAUGGGAAAUUUUGGACUUAAAUACUCCAUGGGAUGUUAAGUGCUCUAAAACAAUACAAACUGUUAAGGUACUCAUUUUGGGUCCUUGUACCAGAACCACUUACAGAAGCCACAGGCAAAAUUGAGACCUUGAAUUUGGCAGUUUCUUAACUCAGUCUCUGUUAAAUACUGUUCUUUCUCUGUAGCCAUUCUUUACAUCAGAGUGAGCUACUUAAAUUUCUCUUAGGAUUACUUCCCUUUUUGUGCUUAAAAUCACACUACACGUAUACUGAGUGAGCAAAUAGGGUUUUUUUGAAAAUUUUUUUCUGUAGUUGUUUUCAGCAUACUAUUUAUUACUAUAAAGAGAUUUCAUGACUUUUAUAGGUGCAGAUCUAAGAUAACUGCACUUCCUCCCCUCCGCCAGACCCCCUCCCUCCUUGCUUUCUUUUCUUGAGUUUUUGCAAAGACAUAAUUUGAGUCCCCUCUAUCAUCACAGGCUUAAUUUGGGACUGUAUUUUGUAAAGUCCUCAUGCAUUAAAAAGAUAGUACUUUCUAUUCAUCAGAACUGCUGAUUGUACUUUCCAGACAGUCUUAUUCAGCAACUUGGCCUCAUUUAAUUUUUACAGGCUGACACCUGGCUCUGUAUAUUGCAGCUUCCUUUUAUGUGCUUCAGGUCCUUAUAUCUGUCUACCUAUUGGUUGUCCUCUAGGUUCUUCAGCCCCUUGCCCUAAACUGAAAUCAUUGUUAUUCCCCCUGCUUAAUGGCUUUUAGGUUGCUGGACUAGUUGCUGUCUAUUUAUAUUUUGAUUUUCUCUGGUGUGUUCAGUCUUUAUUCAUUUGGCCUCUAAGCUUUGUUGAUUUUACUUCCUGAAUUUUUUGUGUGUCCCUUCUUCCCACUUUUAUUUUAGUCCAUGAUUUUUUUUUUUCAUUUCUACCACUGGAUUUUUGCUUGAGUCCUUUUAUUUAUUGUCAAAUUGUUGUUAGAGUGAUUCCUUAUACUCAGCUCUGAUUGUGUUUGUCCUUGCUCAGAAUUAUUGCCCACUGCCUAGAGAAAUAGUGUAUUAAUCCAAAUCAUUUUUGGAAGCUAUUAGUAUUUAUGCACAAAAUAACAGGAUUGAGAGGGAUUGUCUUAGGUGAACUGAAAUGUGUAGUUACCUUACCCAAAUGAUAACAUCGUUUUAUUUAAGAUGGAAUACAUCAUAUGUGAUCCUACUUUUGAGGCGAGCAUUUGGUGCAGCAGUUAAAAUGCUUGUUAGAAUGCCUGAUUACAGAUCAGAGUGCCUGAAUUUGAAUCCAGGCUCUGCUUCUACUCUAGCUUUCUACUCACACCUGGUUGUUGCACACAUCUGAGGAGUGAAACAGCAGAUGGAAGAUGUCUGUGUCUCUGCCUUUGAAAUAAAUUAAAAAUACAUUUUAGAAGACAAAACCCAAGGUUGUAGAGAGAAACUGGAAAUAGUCCCUCUUUUUCAGUUAAUUGAGACAGACAUUAAAAUAUAAGUGCAGUAAAAUGUUAAGGUUAUUAAUGAUAAAGAUAUGAACAGGGCUUUGGGACUGCAAGGUGGAGAAAGGAAAGACUUCUUGGGGAAUGUUGAUUCAGUCUUAACUAUCAUGACUAGAUGUGUCCAUACAACAUACGUAAGGGAGGUCUUUCCUGGCAGAGAGCAGCAGGGAAAGGUAUUAAUGGUAUUUAUGGUGGCAAGCCAGCUACGUUUAUAUAAAAGAAGCCAGUCUGUAGGGUAUGCCUUUCCAGUAGAAGUAAAAUCACCCCUAAAUGGGCCAAAUUUGGUUUUGAAUAGGAGCGAAAAAAAUAAUCAUGGCUCCUAAGGAUGUUUUGUGACCCUUCAGAAUUUAAUACUUAGAUUGUCUUAUUUAAUUGACAGUAGAACCUCAAUUAGCAAAAAAACCCUGUAAAGAGUUCUUUGGGAGGAGUGGUAAUGAACAACACUAAGCUUGUGUGUGGGACAUUGGGAGAGUGAAAGUGGUGCAUAGUGUGGAAUGGCUAAGUGGUGAAGCUGCUUGUACUAGCCUCAUUUGCAUCAUUGCAGAGGUUGGACUGGAGAGUAUAAAUACAAGAGAAUUCCUGGGGGCUUUAAGCCUGUAAGUAAGGUCAGUUUUAUAAAGAUCACUGUGAACAUUUUAAAGAUGUAAUGGGGGUGGAGAUGAAGGUGGGUAGGGGAGCCUGCUGGAGACAGGGAGGCUGAUAGUAGAGAAGAGUAAAGGUUACAUUUUGUCUAAACCAGAAUACUUUUCCUUUUGAAAGUUAAGGCCAUUACUGAUUGUAUCAAGGUUAUAGUUAAACCAGGAGAUAUGCUUUUGAUUAUAGGAAACAGUGCAGUUAUUCAGGUGUGAGGUAAGGUCCAGGAUGCAGAGAUGGCAGCAGCAGAUGGGAUAGUAAGACACUGAGGAGGAACAGUAGGCACUAAGUGGUCAGUGAUUGCAGAGGGGGUGUCUGCCCCCAACCCCACCAGAAUUUUUAUUUAGGCUGUGUAGUCCGUGUAACUAUAGUAUGUGAAUAUAAGCAGAUGAAGUUUUAGAAACAUUUGUUAACUAUAUGAAAUACAGAAUACUAUCACAGUGUGGUAUAUUACCUCCACUGCAGAAACUCCCUCUUUCCUCCUCCUAAUUAAUACCUUUCCCCAAGGAUACCGCUGCUCUGCUUCUGUCACCAUAGAUUUAUUCUUUUUUUUUUUUUUUUUUGACAGAGUUACAGAGAUAGAAAGGUCUUCCUUCCGUUGGUUCACUCCCCAAAUGGCCACUACGGCCAGCGCUGUACUGAUCUGAAGCCAGGAGCCAGGUGCUUCCUCCUGGUCUCCCAUGCGGGUGCAGGGCCCAAGCACUUGGGCCAUCCUCCACUGCACUCCCAGGCCACAGCAGAGAGCUGGAUUGGAAGAGGAGCAACCAGGACUAGAACCCGGUGCCCAUAUGGGAUGUGGGUGCCACAGGUAGAGGAUUAACCAAGUGAGCCACAGCACUGGCCUCUAUAUUCUUGCUUUUGAACUUAGUGGAUUCUGACACCUUUUCAGGAUGGACUUUCUACCUCCUCUCUGGGGCUUUCCUUCCUGUUUCUGUGAUCCUCAUUUAUAUUCUGGCUCACCAAUUUAUUUACCUCUUUGUAUACCUCGUUGAUUCUGGACCACUCUUGGGAAAAGGGCCUAUCAGUGUCAGAUGCUGCAGUUAUACCUUGUCCUAACUUGUGUUUCCUUUGGACCUCUGCAAUGGCACCAGGGCAAGUCUAGCAAAAUCUUCCUAACUUUUGUUUACUUGAAACAGGCUUGGGUGUCAAAAGCAAAAUACGGCUGAGAUGAUUUUUAGUUUUUGGAUCGGGUAACUGUAUAUGAUAGCACAUGAUUAAGGAACAGAAUUGUGGGGAAAAUUCACUGUUGGAAAGGGACUCCCUACAGGAAUGCACAUAGAGAUGUUUAGUCAGCAUUUAGUACUUCAGAUCAAACUAGGCUAUAAUUGUGAAUUGGUGUGAGUAUCUAUAUUGUAUGGGUCAUAAUUAAAAUCGUAGUGUUAGCGGAAGUAUGCAGGGUGAAAUACAUAGUGAGAAUUAAAGGGGACCAAGGAUAGACCCUUGGGGUAUUCUCAUAUGAAAGGAAUGGAGGCGGGAGGGGUGGGUGGCGGCACUGUGGCCUAGUGGGUAAAGCCGCCAGCUGCAGUACUGGCAAUCCCAUUUGGGUGCCAGUUGGAGUCCUGGCUGCUCUACUUCAGAUCCAGCCCUCUGCUAUGGCCUGGGAAAGCAGCAAAAGUUCUUGGGCCCUGCACCCAUGUGUGGAGGCCUAGAAGAAGCUCCAGGCUCCUGGCUUCAGAUCAGCCCAGUUCUGGCCAUUGCGGCCAUUUGGGGAGUUAACCAAUGGGUGGAAGACCUACCACUCUCUGUCUACCUCUGCGUCUCUGUAACUGUGCCUUUCAAAUAAGUAAAUGUUUAAAAAAAAAAAUAAAUAAAUGGAGGAAUGAAAAUAAGUUGCUACAAGAGUAGAGAACAGAAGAGAUGAUUCUAGAAGGGAAUCACUAAUUGCAUUUGUUAGAUACUGUUAUGUAGAGAGCACAAAAUGAUAAAUCCUUUUAAUUGCUUCUGUAAUAAUUAUUCAGUGAGGGGCUGGCGCCGUGGCGCACUAGGUUAAUACUCCACCUGUGGCGCCGGCAUCCCAUAUGGACGCCAGUUCUAGUCCCAGCUGGUCCACUUCCGAUCCAGCUCUCUGCUUUGGCCUGGGAGAGCAGUGGAAGAUGGCCCAAGUCCUUGGGCCCCUGCACCCAUGUGAGAGACCCAGAGGAAGCUCCUGGCUUCGGAUUGGCUCAGCUCCGGCCGAUGCGGCCAUCUGGGGAGUGAACCAACGGAGGGAGGACCUUUGUCUCUGUCUCUUCCUCUCACUGUCUGUAACUCUACCUCUCGAAUAAAUAAAAUCUUUAAGAAAAAAAAAAGGCAAAUCAAGGCAGCAGGUCUGCUGUUUAUGAUUGAGCGCUGAUGGGAAGAAUGAUAAUACAGGACUCUGAUCUUCUGCCUGGUCUUUGAAUAUCACCACAAUCACCAUCUCCCUUCCCACCUCCAAUCAGGUACAUUUUAACCCAGUCAUGAAUUGCAUGAAGACAUUUUGGUCUGCAUAUAAGACAGUGGUGGCUAGUGAUUGUUUCAGCUGUUGUGACAUUGUACUCUGAUGGUCACACAGUGAUGCAUUUCUGAAAACUUCUCUUGAAGUGAAGAUGGCUGUACAUGAGAAUACCCUAACAUUACUGUUCUUGUGUUUCUCAAACUGGAGAGUAUCUUAAAACACUUCGCUCACCCUUCACUUUUUAAGCUAGAACCUUCUGGAAUAUAGAGUAAACAUUAGUAUUUAUAGAAAGCUUCUCAAAUAAUCCAUAUAUUUAGACAGGGGUGAGAAACAUUUUCCUUUGUACCACAUUCUCUACUGUCUACAUGGGUUGCAUAGGAUGGAAACAGGGAGUAGCUUUAUCAGCCCUUAGAUUUUGUAUUUGCUUAAGCCUACAUCCCAUCCUGGGCUUCAUUAUGGAGAAUUUGACUCUAAGCAAGUUACCUAAUGUCUAUGACUGUGUUUUGGGAAUUGUUCUGUAAACUUAAGUGAGACAGUAUGUAAAAUUAUUUAAUAAAGUUACUUCAUGAUGUACACUCAGUAAAUGGUAGCCAUUUGUUUUAACUUUGUUUCCUCUGUUUAGAAAGCCAUUCUCUGGUUUGUUCAGACUCAUCACUGAAAUCCCAUCUCAGUGGCUCAUCUGCAAAAUUGUGCCUCCUUUCUUAUUUCUUUUUCCAUCUAUGUCACCAGGAUACCUUUCCACAGUCUGCUGCCAUCAUGAUUACUGGGUUGUGGUUAAGUGGAUGUUUGUUUCUCUGGCUGUAAGUUCUUUGAGGAUAAGGAUGGUAUCUUUAUCUCCCAGUGCCCAUAAUGCAGUCCUUGGUAUGUAAGUAUCCAAAUGUGUAUAGAUGAAAUGACUUCAAAAAGAAAGCAUUGCGGGUGUUGGCUUUGUGGCUUGGCGAGUUAGGCUGCCACCCGUGAUGCUGGUAUUCCUUAUGAGGGCUGCUCCAUUUCUGCCUCCCUGCUUACGCGCCUGGGAAGGCAGCGGAGGAUGGCCCAAGUGUUUGGGCCCCUGCAUGCAUGUGGGAGUCUGGACAAACUUCCUGGCUUCAGCCUGACCUAGCUUUGGCCUUUGUGGUCAUUUGGCUAGUUUACCAGUAAGUCGGAGAUACGUGUAUCUGAGUUUCCCCUCUUUCUCCUUCCCUCUUUCUGUAACUCUGCUUUUCAGUGGAAUAUAUAAAUUUUUUAAAAAAGGAAACAAUGUGAAAAAUACUGUUCACCACUGUUGGUGGUUUGAGGUACUGAGUUUAAAAGACUUGAUGAAAUUUGGCAGUCUGGCAACAGUCAACUGUUUUGUGUGGCUAUUCUUGACAGAUCUGAUGAAGAAAGUUUGUCAUGUGUUGGAAUAGAAAUUCCUUUACUGUAUGGCUUCAGGAUGCUUUUGCACAAAAUAACACAGAGAAAUACAAAUGAGCCAUUUAAAAAAAAUUUUUUUUUUUUUUGAGAGGCUAGCAGAGACUGACAGGCAGACAAAGCUCCCAUCCACUGGUUUACUCCCAAAUACCUGCAACCUCCAGGUGCAACCAGAAGCUAGGAACUCCAUCCAGGUCUCCUCUGUGGCUGGCAAGGGCCCAACUACUGUAGUCAUUACCUGCUGCUUCCCAGGAUGCACAUUAGCGGGAAGCUGAAAUCAGGAGAAUAGCUUAGGUCUUGAGCCCAGGCACUCUGAUUGGGAAAGUGGCAUCCUAAGCAUUGUCUUACUGCCGUGCCAAACACUUGCCCCUUAACUUAUUUAUUUGUUUGUUUUUGAGACACAAAGUGAGAUGAAGUAAUCUCACAUUCACUGAUUGACUCUACAAAUGCCCACGACAGCUGGCAGUGGGCUGAGGUUGGAAGCAAGGAACUCAAUCCAGGUCUCCCUCCUGAGUAGUUUCUUGCUGCCUUUCCUGGGAGUGUGCAUAAGCAGGAAACUGGAAUAGGGAGUCAAAGCCAGGACUUGAACCCAGGCACUCAGAUAGGGGUGCAGUUUUAAUUUUUCAUAUAUUUUUCGUGAGGUGGUUAAAACUAGCCAGACAAAAAAUGACAUACUUGACGAGAUGUUAAUAUAACUGCCUACUUAAAACCAGAAAGGGUUAUGUUGUGUUUUUGUUAAACUGAUUUAUUUUGAACUAAAAGUUGAUGGAGUUAGGACUGGAAAAAUAUAAAAUUUAGUGUUGUAAUCAUUAAUCUGUUUAGAAUUAGAGUGAAGACCUUUAAUUGUACAUUUGUAGAGAUUUUUCUGCGUUGAGAAAAGAGCACCAUUGUACGUAGAGUCAUUUUUUAGUGAGUCACUGGCACAGCUCUGAGGGUGGCAAAACAAAGAUUCUGUUGUGCUUUUCCACAGCAGAUGUCCAUUCAGAGGGUUCCUGGGAAAGAAAAGGAACUCAUUUGUGUUUUUGGGGCCCUUUGACCUUCAUUUGUAAACUCAACUGGAUAGAAAAGGAAUGUUAGAGUGGAUGGGGCUUUUACUAGAGAGCAUCUUUUUUAAGCAUGUCAUUUUAUGUCUGUUGGCGAUUCCUAGUGUGAGGAAAAGCUGUGGCCAUCUGAGAGGCACAGUAAGAUUCUGUUUCUGAGGGGCUGAGGAGCUUCAUUUGCCAAAGGGGAAAAGAGCUUCCAAAGGCAUGAAGAGCUUGAGAAGGUCAAGACAAAUCCAAGGAUUUAAAUACUAUUUAUUCUUAUCUUCAUGGAAUGGAAAUAUUAUCAAACCUUAGGGAACAUCAGCUUAGAUUAAUGUCUGCAAGAGCACGCUAUGAGAGAUACAGUGGUAAUCAGAUUCUUUUUUGUUCAGAAACAAUUGCCAGAUGUUGGUAUAUCCUGCUUUCUGGAUCUGUGCUUGUGAAAGACUCCAUGGUCUUGCCUCCAUGCAGUUUUGGUAAGCAGUUUGGAGGAAAAAGAGGAUGUGAUUGUCUUGUAUUAGAGCCUUCAGAAAUGAUUGUGGUAGAGAAUUCUAAAGACAAUGAAGAUAGUUUUCUACAAAGAGAAAUUCCUGCCCGACAGUCUCGAAGAAGGUUUCGGAAAAUUAACUACAAGGGAGAGCGCCAAACCAUUACUGACAAUGUGGACAUUAAUAGCUAUCUUUCUCUUCCGGCUGAUCUUACCAAGAUGCACCUCACAGACAGCCCUCACCCACAGGUGACUCAUGUGUCCUCUAGUCAGUCUGGCUGUAGCAUUGCCAGUGAUUCCGGAAGCAGCAGUUUAUCUGAUAUCUAUCAGGCCACAGAGAGUGAGGUAGGAGAUGUAGAUUUAACACGUCUUCCAGAAGGACCUGUUGAUUCUGAGGAUGAAGAAGAAGAUGAUGAAGAGAUUGAUCGCACAGAUCCAUUGCAUGGACGAGAUCUUGUUCGUGAGUGUCUUGAAAAAGAACCUGCAGACAAAACUGAUGAUGACAUUGAACAGUUAUUGGAGUUUAUGCACCAGUUGCCUGCUUUUGCAAACAUGACCAUGUCUGUAAGGAGAGAACUUUGUUCAGUGAUGAUUUUUGAAGUGGUAGAGCAGGCUGGCGCUAUUAUUCUUGAAGAUGGCCAAGAGCUUGACUCGUGGUAUGUUAUUUUAAAUGGCACUGUGGAAAUUAGUCAUCCAGAUGGGAAAGUUGAAAAUCUCUUUAUGGGAAAUAGUUUUGGAAUUACUCCCUCUCUGGAUAAACAGUACAUGCAUGGAGUUGUCAGGACGAAAGUAGAUGAUUGUCAGUUUGUCUGCAUAGCCCAGCAGGAUUAUUGGAGAAUUUUAAAUCAUGUGGAAAAAAAUACCCAUAAAGUCGAGGAAGAGGGAGAAAUUGUUAUGGUGCAUGAGCACCGUGAACUUGAUCGGAGUGGAACCAGGAAAGGACACAUUGUAAUCAAGGCAACACCUGAGCGUCUCAUCAUGCACUUAAUAGAAGAACAUUCAAUUGUGGAUCCAACUUACAUAGAAGAUUUCUUACUAACAUAUAGGACAUUUCUUGAAAGUCCUUUGGAUGUUGGUAUUAAACUACUGGAGUGGUUUAAGAUUGACAGCUUAAGAGAUAAGGUGACACGGAUUGUAUUAUUGUGGGUAAAUAAUCAUUUUAAUGAUUUUGAAGGUGAUCCUGCCAUGACUCGUUUUCUAGAGGAAUUUGAAAAACAUCUAGAAGAUACGAAAAUGAAUGGUCAUCUGCGGUUAUUGAAUAUUGCUUGUGCUGCAAAGGCUAAGUGGAGACAGGUUGUACUGCAGAAAGCUUCCCGGGAGUCCCCUCUGCAUUUCAGCCUUAAUGGAGGAAGUGAGAAGGGAUUUGGCGUUUUUGUUGAAGGGGUAGAACCAGGUAGCAAAGCUGCUGAUGCAGGGUUGAAACGUGGCGAUCAAAUAAUGGAAGUAAAUGGACAAAACUUUGAGAAUAUUACAAUUGUGAAGGCCCUUGAAAUUUUGAGGAACAAUACACAUCUUGCGCUUACUGUAAAGACCAACAUUUUUGUGUUCAAAGAGUUACUUAGUAGGACUGAGCAAGAGAAAUCGGGUAUUCCUCAUAUUCCCAAAAUUGCUGAAAAAAAAAGUAAUCGCCAUUCAAUCCAGGAUGUACCAGGAGAUAUUGAACAGACAUCACAAGAAAAAGGAAGUAAGAAAGUUAAAGCAAAUACUGUUUCAGGUGGAAGAAACAAAAUCAGGAAAAUUUUGGAUAAAACACGAUUUAGUAUCUUGCCUCCAAAACUGUUCAGUGAUGGAGGCCUGAGCCAGUCACAGGAUGACAGCAUUGUGGGAACGAGGCACUGUAGGCACAGCCUGGCUAUCAUGCCUAUUCCUGGGACACUCUCGUCCAGCAGCCCUGACCUCCUGCAGCCUACCACUAGCAUGCUGGAUUUUUCCAAUCCUUCAGCUGUUGCUUUUUACUAUAUUCCUGAUCAAGUUAUAAGAGUUUUCAAAGCAGAUCAACAGAGUUGCUACAUUAUCAUCAGUAAAGAUACUACAGCUAAAGAAGUGGUUUGUCAUGCUGUCCAUGAAUUUGGUUUGGCUGGUGCAUCCGACACAUACUCUCUGUGUGAAGUUUCUGUUACCCCUGAGGGCGUAAUAAAGCAGAGAAGACUGCCUGACCAGUUCUCCAAGUUAGCAGAUAGAAUUCAACUCAAUGGAAGGUAUUAUUUAAAAAAUAACAUGGAAACAGAAACCUUGUGUUCAGAUGAAGAUGCUCAGGAACUAGUUAAGGAAAGCCAGCUAUCUAUGCUGCAGCUCAGUACCAUUGAAGUGGCAACCCAGCUGUCAAUGAGGGACUUUGAUUUGUUCCGUAACAUUGAGCCUACUGAAUACAUUGAUGAUCUUUUUAAGUUAGAUUCCAAAAUAGGAAAUACUCACUUGAAAGCAUUUGAAGAUAUUGUAAACCAAGAGACUUUCUGGGUUGCCUCAGAGAUUUUAACUGAAUCAAAUCAGCUCAAGCGAAUGAAGAUUAUUAAGCAUUUUAUUAAAAUCGCACUUCAUUGUCGAGAAUGUAAGAACUUCAAUUCCAUGUUUGCAAUAAUAAGUGGCUUGAACUUGGCACCUGUAGCACGACUCAGAGGUACUUGGGAAAAGUUACCAAGCAAAUAUGAGAAACAUCUCCAAGAUCUACAAGACCUUUUUGAUCCAUCUAGAAACAUGGCAAAGUAUAGAAAUAUCCUUAGUAGUCAAAGCAUGCAACCUCCAAUAAUUCCACUCUUCCCUGUUGUCAAGAAAGAUAUGACAUUUCUACAUGAAGGAAAUGACUCCAAAGUAGAUGGUUUAGUAAACUUUGAAAAAUUAAGAAUGAUCGCCAAGGAAAUCCGUCAAGUUAUUCGAAUGACUUCUGCCAACAUGGACCCAGCUAUGAUGUUCAGACAGAGGAAGAAGAGGUGGCGGAGUCUGGGGUCACUGAGUCAAGGCAGCACAAAUUCAAACAUGCUGGAUAUUCAAGGAGGUAGUCACAAAAAACGAGCACGCCGCAGCUCUCUGCUUAAUGCCAAGAAGCUGUACGAGGAUGCCCAAAUGGCACGGAAAGUAAAGCAGUAUCUUUCUGGUCUGGAUGUAGAGACAGAUGAGGAGAAGUUCCAGAUGAUGUCCUUGCAGUGGGAGCCUGCAUAUGGUACCUUACCCAAAAAUGUAAAUGAGAAAAGAUCUGCUAAAUCAUCUGAAAUGUCUCCAGUGCCUAUGAGAUCAGCUGGCCAGAUUGCUAAAGUCCACUUGCAUCAGCCCCACAGAGUAAGCCAGGUCCUUCAGGUGCCAGCUGUGAAUUUGCAUCCUAUCAGGAAGAGGGGACAAACUAAAGACUCUGCGUUGAGUACAAGUUUACCUCAGAAAGUUUUAGGAACAACUGAUGAAACAAGCAGUAAGAAACAUACGGAAGACACACUCUCUGUGGCAUCCUCCUUACACUCUAGUCCUCCUGCCUCACCUCAAGGCUCCCCUCGCAAAAGUUACACACUUACUCCAUCAGCUAAAUCUGACAACUUCUCUGACUCCAGCCACAGUGAGAUUUCUUCACGGUCCAGCAUCGUGAGCAAUUGUUCUGUGGACUCCAUGUCUGCAGCUCUUCAGGAUGAACGGUGUUCCUCGCAGGUCCUGACAGUCCCUGAAUCCACCAGAACAUUGGAAAAGACAGAGCACCCCUCAGGAACAGGAGACCAUAGUCAUCAUGGUCCUGGGGGCACACUCUCGAAGCCAUCUCUAAUCAAGGGUCUAGCUGUGUCAUCUUCCAUGAGCAGUGAAGAGAUUUCUCAUGAACAUAUCAUUAUAGAAGCAGCUGACAGUGGUCGUGGAAGUUGGACUUCCUGUUCCUCCAGUUCACAUGACAAUUUCCAAAGCCUUCCAAACCCAAAAAGCUGGGAUUUUUUGAACUCUUACAGACAUACCCAUUUGGAUGACCCCAUUGCUGAAGUGGAACCCACUGACUGUGAGUCAUAUUCCUGUCCUAAAGGUUGCUCUAGAACUUGCAGUCAGUGUAAAGGAAGCCUUGAGAGUAAUCGCUCGAGACAGAGUUGGGCCUCCUCCAGUUCUCUGUCUGACACAUUCGAGCCAAACUAUGGGACAGUUAAACGGAGAGUAUUGGAGAGUGGCCCUGCCGAGUCCACUGAAGGCAUGGACUCCAAGGAUGCCACCGACCCAGUUUAUAAAACUGUCACUUCAAGUACAGAGAAGGGCCUGAUUGUGUACUGUGUCACCUCACCCAAGAAGGACAAUAGGUAUAGGGAGCCACCUCCCACUCCUCCAGGAUAUAUGGGAAUUUCUUUAGCCGACCUAAAGGAAGGACCCCACCCGCACCUAAAACCUCCAGAUUAUAGUGUGGCAGUGCAGAGGUCCAAGAUGAUGCAAAACAGCCUCUCUAGACUGCCACCAGCUUCUCCCAGUAGCAACCCUGUGGCCUGUGUUUCAUCAACGAUUCUAACUCAGCCUCAGAGGCAGAAUCCACAGCCAUCACAUCCCAAGUUAGCAGAUGUGACUGAUGCAGACAGCGAAGCAGAUGAAAACGAACAAGUUUCAGCAGUGUAGCCUUUGGAUGCCCCUUUUGAAGACCACCGAAAGACACAGCGGAGCUGGCAGAACCACGUCAUCCCACAGGCCGUUGCCAACCAAUAGCUUGCUGCUACAACUAACCCAGAGGUUUCGUCCCCUGUUCUCUGAACAGUGAGAUAGACCCGAGUCAUCCUUUCUUUCAUGUAAUCCCUGCAGACAGUUUCCUCAGCUGUAGAUGCUGUGCCUGGAGACGCUGCACGCCAGAACUGCCUUGGGACCACAGUUACAGAACAAAUUCAAACUCAGAGUCAUCCCCGUGUAUAUCACUGUAGAUUUUCCUUUAACAAGUAAUUUUUUUAAUAGUGGUAUUAUUUUUUCCAAGCCAUAGCUUGGGCUUAUGAACAUAUUCAGAAUGUCUGCCAAUACCAAGGAUAUUCUUAGGUAUUUGAAGAGUAACUUAUUAUUUAAGCUAUUGUGUUUGUGUUUGCGUUUGGGAGCUCUUGCUAGUUGAUGUUUAGGGUUGAGGCUGUAAAACUGUCUCUGGUCUGACCCAACAGAGGUCACCUGUAGGGAGACGGCACGCUUGCCUGUGCAGAGAUGUGACUUGCUCCGGAGCACCGUGCAAUGUAGGGCUCAGUGGAGUGGACAGGAAGCCCUUUGCCACUGAGGUGUCGGGAGCCUGCUGCUCGUGGGAAGGCCAGACGCGGCUGCCACAGGAUUUCUGAUCAGUCCUUUGGGAAAAGAGGGAGGUGAUACAAUGGAGCUUGUCGGAACUGUACUUUCCAGAAAUCCAAAUGUUGAUGUUUGAUGUUUAAUGACAUGUCUGAAUUCUUGAAGUGAAAAAUCAUGCUGUAUCUAAUGGUAACUGAAAGUAUAAAGCUAUACACCCAUUCAGUAGAGAACUCUAUGGAAAACCUAUCAUGAAGUUUCUCUCAGAUAAGGAGUUCUUUUCUCUUUUUAAAGGAGAAAAGGUGUUAGAUGUUCAUAGGUGUUAGGGUCACAAAGAUGAAUUUGUGUGUCUUCUGCAGCGUACGUACCACCCCACCUCGUACCCAGUCUGCAUAAUAAAGCUUGCAGCUUUCGGCUCCCGAGAGUCGUGCUUAGGAACCCGCCAGGGUAGAAUUGGUUGAAAAUACGUGGGAGAAACAGAAGCUAGAAUUGCAGAAAUGAUUGUCUUGAUUCUCAUUUAGGCCUUGAGAGGACUUACCUUUCCAUUCUCCGUGGGCAUGGCAUUCUUACUUUCAUUAUUAAAAUUUCUGUAACUGUUUACUAGAUGAGGCAGAUUCCUCACAUUUUUAUAUAACACUUGCUGUGUGUAUUAAGUUUAAAAUUUUUCAUUUGCUUUUCAAGCAUAAAGCCAAGUAAGAGUCUCAUAGACUUCAGUGACUGCCAAAAAAAAAAAAAAAAAAAAAAAAAAAAAAGAAGAAAAAGAAAAGCCAAAGUCACAGAGGUACACUCACUACCCAAGCUAAACUUGGAGCUGGAAUGGAUCUGCUUCAUAGUAGAUUGGUCAGACAUGACUUCUGUUGUAAUAGUUUGCUCUUUUCCCCAAGCUGUGUCUUCCUCUCUCUGUUUUCCUGCCUGUUUCCUUUAUUUUAAAAUAGUGACUCACUUCCAAAUGAUAAAUGUUAAUAGUUUGCGUCCCCAUCAAAAAUGAUUAUGUCUUUAUUUUAGGAAAAAUAGCAUGCCUGAAAAAUCCCCCUGAAAGGAGGCAGGGCGGGGAGGAACAUGGCCCUGAAACAUAAGCCUUAGAAAUUCAGUGUGAUAGAAGGAAGCAGGCAGAUUCCAUAGCUUUCUUGGCCCUUUGAAGUGGGCAGUAUCCUGAAUCAAAAAUCCUGGUUUGAAUAUCACACUGUGGUGAUGUGGCCCAUGAUCAGCAGUCUUCCAUUACAGAUUUUUUUUUCCUUCACUGCUUUACACAGUAUUGUUUUCAUGUCCACAGCAAAACAAAGUGGAAAAUAUUUUUGCUAUAACUACCUUUUUUUUUAAAUCAACUUUGGGUAUCUAUUUUUGCCAUUUUAUAUCCAGUACUCAAGAAAAAAUGUGCUUUGUGCACAGUAUCUGUUUAUUUAGCAGGUCUUUCAAACCAAAUGGAAGCCUUAUGUGUCUUUAUCCUUACUGAUGUAAAUAAUACCCUGGGCGGAGAGUUUUGGUUUUGGACUUGCACAUUAUAGCUGCCUUUGUUUUAUUUUGCUUUAACUGUGUGAGUGUUUGGAUCAGCUGAUCACAUUGAUCAGGAACUAAAGCCAAAUGCUUUGUGGUUUGGUAUGUUUGAAUCUCUCAAAAACUCAUGAGGUUUUGAUUUUUGUAUUUUAAUUUGGGGUAACUUUUACCCCUUUGGGUUUUUCAUAGGACUAAAACAAGGGAAGCCUUAACAUGUAUUCUCUCGGAUUCCAAGUCCCCAUUUGUCUUUAGUUGAUUUGUGGCUUUAAUGAAGAGACGAGUUGCCCUGUCUUCCCAUUGACAACUCUGCAUCUAUGAGAGCAACUGAAGCAGUAAACCCUCGUGCAAACUCCUGCCGAUUACUGCGUUACAUACUUUCGUUAGUCUUUUGAGAUCAGCAGUUUCUCCAAAUGCUUUCAAAAUAAUCUUUGGGGAGAAAAAACCCUUUUAUGGAUUUUCCUAAAGGUGGUAAUUCCCAUAUCAUCAUCAUUUGUGUCCCCUCCUAGAGGGUAUCUCCAGGCUGCAAAUGUCGCAAUACUCUUGAGGAUAUCUAAGAACAAACCUAAAUUUUAUCAAGUUCUUUCCCCUACAUAGGAAAAGGGGAAAGUUGCCUUGUUUGGUUAAAAUAAUGAUUUGUUAUUCUGAUAGAAUUUUAAGUUUCAAAAAAAAAUGUGAUGUUAAGGAAUGUGUGUCCACUUAGUAUAGCCUUAAAGGCUAGGAAGAGGGGCUGAAUCUCCAGAAAAGUGUCAAAGUUUUCAAACUUAACCUUGAAUCCUAGUUCACCUUCAGCUUUUGUUUUGCUUUCUUAAGGCUUCUUUAUUUUUCAUACACAUGAUGCAGUUGAACUUAAUUGUUUAAAAUUGAAACAUGUAAGCUUAUCAGCAAAAGACAAAAAUAAAAUUGCACAGUUGUAAUAAUCAAAUAACAAUUGUACUGCACAAUUCCAUGAUUGUAAGGUAUCCUGUAACAAGCAAUGUUGUCUCCUAUUUUUUGAUACCUCUUAAACUUAUGUCUUUUAGAAAGACAGUGCCUCUGUAUGCUUUUUGUAUUUUUACUGAGUGUAAAUAUUUGUUAUAUUUUUGGUUAAGAGAAUGUAAAAGUACCAUUUAUUAUUAUCAUAUCUAAUACAUUGGUGGAAUCAAUAAAGAAUCUACAUUAA